This is a messenger RNA of Helianthus annuus (common sunflower), 2357 nucleotides long. Its product is annotated as lysM domain receptor-like kinase 4. The record is from RefSeq and is a predicted model, not a curated record. Lineage: Eukaryota; Viridiplantae; Streptophyta; Magnoliopsida; Asterales; Asteraceae. Bases 327 to 2273 code for a protein of 648 amino acids. The transcript has a single exon. Gene Ontology annotation, molecular function: protein kinase activity; ATP binding. Gene Ontology annotation, biological process: protein phosphorylation.
UAGCAAAUUUCUUUACCACCAUAUGUUACUAUCAACCUAACCCAAGACACUUUCUCUCCUCGUUGACCCAAAAACAAAUUAUUCAAACGUCGACAUCCUCACCACUAAUUCAAUGAUCUUGUUCACUUAAAUCAAUUCAUCAAAUCAUUUGAUUCCCACAUGAACAUUUCAAUUCAAACCUUCGUUCAUCAUGCCUACUAAUUAACUACUCCAAACAAUAUUAUCUUUGAUCAUCCCUACGCUUCCUUCAUCCAACUUGGUCAACUCCAUCCUCUUCUUUCCAUUCAAUCAACUUCAGAUUCCGAUCUUCUGCUAACAUCUCAAACAUGCUGGCCCUGCGCUUUUUCUUCGUUUGCGCUAUCCUCUUAAUUUGUCCGCCGAUUUUGAUUCAGGCCCAACAACCAUACAUCAGGAAGUUGAGUACAAACUGUGCUGUCACAAAUGCUUCAACUUCUGUUUUCGGUUACGCCUGUAACGGUGUUAACGAUACCUGCCAAGCUUAUCUCACCUUCCGAUCCAAACCCCCUUAUAACACGGUUGUUUCCAUCGCCGGUUUAUUGAAUGCAAACGCUACUCAGCUUUCACAACUCAACUUGGUCUCAGAAAACUACACUUUUGGAACUGGUGAGACGGUGCUUGUGCCCACCCGGUGUUCGUGUUUGGGUCAGUUCUAUCAAGCGAACACGACUUAUGUUAUCCAGUCCGGAGACACGCCUCUCUUGAUCGCCAACGACACUUUCGGAGGCCUGUCAACGUGUCAUGCUAUUAACACCGAAAGAAGCAAUCUUACUACUGAUAUUUAUACAGGUUCAAGACUCACCGUGCCAUUAAGAUGUGCUUGUCCAACCGAAAAGCAAGCUGCUGCUGGUAUUAACUAUUUGCUGUCUUACUUGAUCACUUGGGGACAAACGGUUUCGGCUAUAAGUGCUAUAUUUGGAGUUGAUACUGGGCUGACUCUUCAAGCCAAUGAGUUAUCAGAAACCGAUUUUAAUAUCUACCCGUUCACCACCCUUUUAGUUCCACUUUCUAAUCCACCUAAUAAAUCUCAAACCAUAGCACCGCCACCGCCUCCAACAACAUCGCCACCACCAUCACCACUGUCGCCACCACCCCCCACUUCCGCCAAUGAUCAUAAAUGGGUAUAUAUGCUUGUAGGAGUCCUUGGAGGGGUUGUUCUCACAUUUGCUAUUGGGUUGUGCAUUUUCUACCUUUUCUUUUCAAAGAAAAAGAAAACGACUCCACCUACGGUUUCUUCUGCUUCUCAGAGCUUUGAAGCAAUUGUAAAACCAGGGGAUAAGAAGUUGGAUAUUGAUGAAGACUCGGAAUUCUUGGAGAGUUUAAGUAGCAUAGCGCAAUCCCUCAAAGUAUACAAAUUUGAACAACUUCAGUCAGCCACACAAGAUUUUAGUCCCGAUUGUUUGAUUAAGGGGUCUGUUUACCAAGGUACCAUCAACGGAAACCUUGUUGCCAUCAAGAAAAUGCAUGGUGACGUGUCAAACGAGAUUCGUUUACUUAACACUAUUCACCAUCAUAAUCUCAUUCACCUAGCAGGUGUUUGUUUUGAUGACGGUCAUUGGUAUCUUGUUUAUGAGUUUGCUGUUAAUGGGCCAUUAAGCGAUUGGAUCUAUUAUAACGCACUAAGCAGCAACAAAUCGUUAAACUGGAUGCAGAGAAUACAAAUUGCUUUAGACGUAGCAAACGGGCUUGAUUACCUCCACAGUUAUACCACCCCUCCAUAUGUUUACAAGAAUCUAGAAAGCAGCAAUAUUCUUCUUGAUGGUGAUUUCAGAGCAAAGAUUACAAAUUUUGAUCUUGCAAGGUCUGCUGAAGGGCAAGAAGGUCAAUUCGCACUGACCCGACACAUUGUUGGUACUAGAGGUUACAUGUCUCCCGAAUAUUUGGAAAACGGGUUGAUUUCCACAAAGCUUGAUGUUUACGGAUUUGGCGUUCUGUUACUUGAAAUAGUUACAGGAAAACAUGUUUCUGAUCUCUACGAGAUGGUGAACAAGAAUUUGUCUGAGGUUUUAUAUGAUGUUCUCCAGGAAGAAAACACAGACACAAAUGAAAAGUUGACCAGUUUCAUUGACCAACGCCUCCAAGGGAAUUAUCUUCCGGAACUCGCCAUGUCUUUGGUCAAACUGAUUGAUGGUUGCCUCAGUAAAGAUCCGUCAGCUCGCCCAGAUAUGAAUGAGGUCUCACAAUAUCUUUCUAGGAUUCUGACUGCCUCACAGGCUGGAGCACUUUCAGUAACCAUUUCAGUGCAGGCAAGAUGAUAAUGUAAAAAGGUUUAAUUGUGUAUUUUUAUUAUGUAACAUGUUCUUGAAAAUAUAUCAUCUCGUGCUCUCAUAAUUUAUCCA